This is a messenger RNA of Paraglomus brasilianum, 786 nucleotides long. NCBI's taxonomy places the organism in Eukaryota, Fungi, Glomeromycota, Glomeromycetes, Paraglomerales, Paraglomeraceae. The record is from the annotation of a GenBank genome assembly.
AUGUUAGAGAAGGUGGAAUUGAGAAAGACUGAGCAGAAGUAUGAGGAAAGCAUACGAGAGUUUGAAGAGAGGCUUGAAAAGACAACAGGUCAAGUUCAGUCAAAUCUUAUAAAGCAACAAGAUGAGAAUGAACACUUACAAGAGAUGAAUAAGCUUGCUGAGCGCACUGAACAGUUGAAUGAGGCUCAAAAGCAAUUGUUAUCACGAAAACCACGACCAAUUAGUCCGUUGGUGAGGGAAGAAAGACAUAUAACGCCAAGGACUGAGAGUCAACCAGCCUCACCUUCGAUCACGAAUAAACGGGCUAGCGGGUCGUAUUCUUCACUUUCGGACCUCCUUUCGGAUACAGAGCCAAAAUUGGCUUCUUCCCAAGAGCGUGAAAAAGAACAAGCAUUAAAGAUUCAACACCUUGCUGAACUUUUGAAUGAUAGUGAAGCCACAGGGAAACGACUCGAAGAACAGGAAAAAUUAUUAAAAGAAGAGAUUAGGAGAAUGGAUCGGAUGGAAAAAAGACAAGACAUGAGUAUUGAAUAUUUGAAGAAUGUUGUCUUGAAAUUUCUGGAGAGCAGUGCUGGAGAACGGGAGCAAAUGACUGCUGUGGCCAUUCAAUUAACGAUUCUCUAUUUCCAACGACGUUUGAUCAUAUCAUUUUUCACUUGUUUAGUAUCUGGUUCCGUGAUAUCUACAAUUCUUCAAUUAAGUCCUGAAGAAGCCAAAAGUCUUAAAGAGAAUGCUGUUGACAAUGGUCCUGGAAGUCCGGUUAUGUUGGGAUAUGGUGUUUUAUGA